This is a messenger RNA of Orussus abietinus, 500 nucleotides long. RefSeq names its product succinate dehydrogenase assembly factor 4, mitochondrial-like. The record is from RefSeq and is a predicted model, not a curated record. The transcript is spliced from 3 exons. The coding region runs from base 131 to 490 and encodes 119 amino acids. Lineage: Eukaryota; Metazoa; Arthropoda; Insecta; Hymenoptera; Orussidae.
AAACAACAGACAGAAGCCGUCGAUAUAACAACCGAUAAACAACCUUUUUUUGCUUUCUCAUAAAUGGCAAAAGGCCUUUACCUUUCUAAAACCUAAAGGGAGAACAUUGAAUUUAUUGCCAGAUAAAAACAUGUUCACAAGACUAAACAUCAAUACACCACUGAAAGUCCAAUCGAAGAAUAUGACAAAAAGUGUUGUCUUAAGAGCCACUAAAGCUACGGAUGUAUCUAAACAACAGGAUACUGACAUCAAACCCACUCCACCAGGACAUGCAUCGGAGAUGAAAGAAGACUCCGAGUCAGAAAGAAUGAAAGAGUUCCGAAAGAAAUUAAAGUUAGAACCUAUACCCCGAAUAUCCCCAGGAAUGAGAUUCGUGGAUCUGGUUCUGGUGGAAACGGACCCAAAGACUGGGGAAUUAAUACCGGACAGCGAAAAGGAGCCAACAAAGUGGGGAGAUUGGCAGAUCGGAGGGCGAGUAAGCGACUUCUGAAAGCUUCGAC